AUGCUCCUCGAAGAAGAUCCCUCGACUCUAAUCUCCCACACCCUCCAAAACUUCAACAUCGCCCCCGACAAGCAGGCCAUCUCCCGCAUAAGUGAGUCCCUCUCGACCCUCCAACAAGCGCGCGACCUGCGCCUGCGCGAAGCCGAGUCCUCCCUGCGCCGGCUUGCCCGCACCCUGUCCACCCUAACCGCCCAACAUAACGAGCUCACUUCACAACACAACUCGGCGCACCACGCGUCCGAAAUGGCGCGGCUUGACACCCAAAAAUUCCGUAUCGCGAAGGCCGCAUCAGACCUCGAAAUGGAGACGGAGCGUCUUCAGGCCCAGUUGGCUGAGUUACACGCCAAAUUGCAAGAGUUGGAAAUUCAAGGUGUAGAAGGGGGGGUUGAGCCGGGGAAUGUCCCUGGAAACGGGGGCGUUGAAGAUGAGGUGUUGCUGCGUCUGAAAGUGUACCGGAGUUUGGGGAUGGAGCUGGAGAGGGAGGCGGCCGGUGCCGGGGGGGCGGGGGACAGGGAGAUGGGAGUCUAG
Molecule: messenger RNA, 528 nt
Organism: Thermochaetoides thermophila DSM 1495
Lineage: Eukaryota; Fungi; Ascomycota; Sordariomycetes; Sordariales; Chaetomiaceae
Exons: 3
Coding region: 1-528 (175 amino acids)
Source: RefSeq, a predicted model, not a curated record